Messenger RNA from Cuculus canorus (common cuckoo), 4660 nucleotides. RefSeq names its product forkhead box E1 (gene FOXE1). Gene Ontology annotation, biological process: regulation of transcription by RNA polymerase II; anatomical structure morphogenesis; cell differentiation. The transcript has a single exon. NCBI's taxonomy places the organism in Eukaryota, Metazoa, Chordata, Aves, Cuculiformes, Cuculidae. Gene Ontology annotation, molecular function: DNA-binding transcription factor activity, RNA polymerase II-specific; RNA polymerase II cis-regulatory region sequence-specific DNA binding. The record is from RefSeq and is a predicted model, not a curated record. Bases 1 to 753 code for a protein of 250 amino acids.
AUGACCGCCGAGCGCCCGCUGCCCGCGGGGCCGCCGCCGCCGCCGAGGGCAGAGCCGGCCCCGCCGCUGGACGGGGAGGCGGCGGGGCCGCGGGGCGGGCGGCGGCGGCGGCGGGCGGCGGAGCGGGGCAAGCCGCCCUACAGCUACAUCGCCCUGAUCGCCAUGGCCAUCGGGCAGGCGCCCGAGCGCCGGCUCACGCUCGGCGGCAUCUACCGGUUCAUCACCGAGCGCUUCCCCUUCUAUCGCGACAGCCCCCGCAAGUGGCAGAACAGCAUCCGUCACAACCUCACGCUCAACGACUGCUUCGUCAAGGUGCCGCGGGAGCCCGGCCGCCCCGGCAAGGGCAACUACUGGACGCUGGACCCGCACGCCCGCGACAUGUUCGAGAGCGGCUCUUUCCUCCGCCGCAGAAAGCGCUUCAAGCGCAGCGACCUCUCCACCUACCCCGCCUUCCUCGCCGAGCGCCCCGCCGCUCCCUGCCGCCUCUACCCGCCCGCCGAGCUGCCCGCCGCCUCCUCCUGCGCCUUGGCCGCCGCUUUCCCCGCUCAGGGCUGCCCCCCGCCCGCCCUGCCCCACGCCUUCGCCGCGCUGCCCGCCGCCCCCCCGCUGCCGGGCGCCGCCGCCCCGCUGUACGCGCCGUCGGGGCGCACCGCACCGCCCGCGCUGUACCCGCUGCCGCAGGGCUACGGCGCCGCGGGACAGCCCGCACCGCGCCACCCCGCCUACCCCGACACCUUCGUCCCAGCGCUCUGACACGACAGCCCCGACGGUCCGGGUAGCCGCGGCUGCCCAGGAGGAUGCUGGAGGACUUCGGGUUGCGCCUCUGCAUCCUGACGCUUCCCGAGGCUUCCAGGCGAGGAGCGCCGCAGCCAGCACAGUCCAGCCCCUGUCGGAGAAGCCCUAGGGCUCCCAAGUGCCUGGAUGGGGCAAACGGCGCUUUCCUCUUCUACUGCCUUUCCUGAGAUGAGCGCUCAAAGCCUCCCGGCAGGCCUCCUCCCUCCCAGCGCAUCUGACUGCUCCCCCCCUCCCCGUUCUAUCCAGGAAGAUCCUGCUUUUAAAAAACUCUGUUGUUGAUGAUUCGGUUUACAGAACAAUAUGACUGCUGGGGUGAGGGAGGAGGGAAGCAAGAGGAACAUUCCGCAGCCUCAUGCAGCCAAAUCUGUAAAAGCAGGAUGCAUGGCACUAGCGCGAUGGCCUGUCCCUGAUAUCGUGUGGGGCUAUCACAUUAGUGCCAGGCUUCACACCCGCAAUGUGAUCUGGGACAGGGAAGGUUUGGAUUCUGGGCUUGCAGCUGAACACAGCAAGUCAUCCCUCCGGGAGUCGUGCUGUGUGCUGCGAGGGUGGGAAAAUGGUGAGAUUAUAGGUGUAAAAACUUUUGCGAUGACCAUGCUCGGCCCGUGGGAGAGGGACCCAGCAAGUCUGUGAGAUCUCUGUCCUUGGAGUUCUUCCCAAUUUGAUUGGACAGAACCCGAGUGACCUGAUGUGCCUUUGGAGUUGGAUCCAACAUUGAAUUUGGACCUGGUUUCAGUAGUCUACUUGGUCUGUGGAGGUCCUUACAUCCUAAAUUACUCUGUCUGUAGCCUAGAGAAAUCAGCAUCUAUGGGAGAAGACUUUCCUUCCUGAAAGGAGUGAGAGAGGCAGAACAAUGAUGCUUUUUCGUCUUUUGAUUGGUCCCCUUUCAAGCUUUCCUAGGAUGGAAAAAAGGCUGGAGGAAAACAUGGGGAGAGAACAACUGUUAAGAGUGGCUGUUAAAAGCAAAAGCUUGAAAACAGAUCCAUGGAGAAACAUAAUCAAGUCCCUCCCAAACGAUCCAUGAAGAAACUUAACCAAGUCCCUCCCAACAGGUCCCAAUACCCCUGCAAAAGGCCCAGAUAGAUGCCCAGAGCAGAGAGGCAGCAGACGUAGCCCUGCUGCUGUCCAGAUCCCCUUUUCCAGCUCUUUUUUCCAGUGGAAGUAGGAGCCGGUGUCACCAGGGCUAGGAGGAGGUUGGUCAGAGGGGUACUGCAGGGUGGUGGUACCUUGAGUGGGGAGAGGUGGUUGAAAAGUGCAGCCAGAGCCUCAGCAGGAGCUUUCAAAGAGCAGAGAGGAUGCACAUACAUCAAGUCCUUUCUCUUCCCCAAAAGGAUACAGAUCAUAGUAUAACUCAGGCUGGAAGCGACCUUGGGAAGUUUCUGUUCUGACCUUGUGCUUGAAGCUGGGCCAGCGGUGAGUCAGCCCAGGUUGCUCAGGGCUAUCUAGUUGAGUCUCGACAACCUCUGAGGAUGGAGACAGCACGGUCUGUUUGGGCAACUUGACUGCCCUCACCGGACAAGUUUCUCCUUGUAUCCAUUCAACACCUUUCUAGUCACAUUUCAUGCCUACUGUCUCUUGUCCUGCUGCUAUGCAGUGUUGCAAAGAGAAGUCCCCUCUUGUCCCCUGAAGAUACCUGUACUAUCUGCUUCACAGAGGAUUUUCAGAUGAGGCCCUCAGGAGGAUGAAAUUUGUGUAGAGGCAGGUUUCUUGCCUCUUCUAGGUGCUAAGGUCCAGGUAUCCAACUGGGACAUGAGAGGAAAGAAAUGGAGUGGAGCAGUAAGGUGGUCAGGUGUCCCCAUUGUUUAGGGUGGAGAAGGCUCAAGCCCUCUGCAGUAGGUGGACAGGAGAAGUUGUACAUCUGCCUUCCAUGGGGCUCUGAGGAAAGAGAUGAGUGUUGGGUUCAAGGCACCCAUCCCUCUCUCAGAGCAGUCGGGACAUCUUGUGAUGGGUGAGCCACCUUGUGAGCUGGGAGGCUGGGGCUGGCCUGGACCUGCUACCCCUUGUCCAUCUGGACUUUUCUGUGGUACUGCUGGAAACUGCUGCCUGUACACAGAUCUAGGGAUGUUGUGUUGUGAUCAGUGCGAGGCACAGAUGGUGAGUGUGGACACCAUUCAAAUCUUUGUGCUGGUGAGGUGAAUCACAUUUUUCCCUUGCUUGCUUUCCCUCAUGAAGAGCUGUAUUGUCUCUUUUGAUGUCCUUCCUGGUCCUGGUGUGUCCAGAAUCUGCUUCCAUCCUGGAGACAGCAGAGCCCUGCCUCUGUGGCUUGGCUGCCUUAGUGCAGGGCAGGUCUCCUUGGCAGCUGUGCUAGCUCCUCUCCCAACAUCUCCUUUCACCAGCUGGAGGAGAAGCUGUAAACCUGGCUGUGGCGGCUCUUAGAUUUUUGACAGAUGCCUGCUGGCUCUCUGCUUUUAUUGCUUGCAAGGACUGCACUGCGUCCCUUUGAUAGCAAGUUGCGCCUGGGCUCGCCUUUUUCUGGUUUUGGGGGUAGCUGAGAGAGGAAUUGUCCUGCCUCUGAAUGCCUUUCUUCUUGUAGAAGCAGUUAUCAAUGUAAACUGGAUAUGAAAUGUUUUCCUGAGCCUAGAGGCCGCCUGGCCCUCGUUCCUCAUUACUUCAGCGUGGAUGUAUUCUGUGCUCCAGCCCUGGUGCUGGUUCAAUCUGAAAAAAAAACCAAAGGAUCACCUGUAAUGAUACAGGUCUUGUGUAAGCUGCUCCUGACCUCAGACAGCAUCUGUAGCAAGUUCAGGGAACAAAACUCAGUGUCUGGAGAAUGUGCAUGAUAGAUCUGGAUGACUCAGAAGGCACAAAUUCGGAAGGUUCAGUUGUGCAUUGUUUGCAGAUAAGGUCCAGGUGAUUGUUCUUAAUUCACUUCAGUUCUUUUAUAUGUACAAGCCAGCGAAACCAGACAUAGCUAGGUAGUAUACUUUCUGCAGUGAUGAGCCUGUUGCAUUGAGGAUCUGAGACACAUGUCCACAAACUGCUUACAGUUCAGCAACAAGUAGCUGGAAACUAUGCACAGGAGCUUUGUGUUCACUGAAGAGCUACAUGAACCCUAUGUCUGUGUUGGGACUCUGUCCUUUGGGGUUUUUGAGAUGAAGAUAGACAAAGCUAUGCCUGCCCAGUGCUAAUGCUGACAAUAUUCCAGCCUUUUGAUUGCAGCAGGCUUGGAGACUCCAGAGGUCCCUUCCCACCAGCACUGCUGCAGUUUUGUGGCUAUUGCAACCUCUCUGAGCUGUUGUGUAGGCUCAGACACAAAGGGUAUGCUGUACACUACAGGUCUGUCCAGGCUGUGCCUCGUGGCAGUGGGAUGUGCUGACCCAUGUCUCAUGUGACUGUGUGACCACUACAGAGGAAGAUAUGGUUGUCACAUCCUUGGGGAGCUGUGGAGUUGGGCCUGUCUGUGGGGAUAUGGGGAUAUGCUGUGGGGAUAUAUUAGACAGUUGGCUCUCAAUGUAUGCUUGUGCCAUGGGGAUAUGUUAAACAUUUGGAUCUCAACAUAUUUUUGUCUGGCACUUUGCUUGUAAUUCUCAGGCACUAUCCAUAAUAAGGAAAUUUUUAAUUUCUGGAAGCUUUGCAGUCAAUACAUGAGGGCCUUCCUUUUUGCAAAGUUAGUCUAAGUUUCAAACUGAUCUUUUGAUUUCUGGGAGCUGAGUCCAAUAGGUUAGAACCCUGUAGGAAUACUGAGAAUAAGCAGCGAUGAGAAAAGAGAAGGGCCUUGAAAGUGCUCAUUCCUCAAAGGACUUAGCCUCUAGGUUCCUGUUCUGCCGAAGUUCUGACAUAGUCAGGCCCUGCAUUGACUUUGAGAAAGAGGUGGAUUGUUACAGCCUAGGAUAACAUUUUAUUAUGUACUGGAGAUUUUUUGUAUUUACUC